Camelina sativa (false flax) is the source of this 2883-nucleotide messenger RNA. RefSeq lists its product as uncharacterized. Gene Ontology annotation, biological process: protein phosphorylation. The record is from RefSeq and is a predicted model, not a curated record. Gene Ontology annotation, molecular function: protein serine/threonine kinase activity; ATP binding. NCBI's taxonomy places the organism in Eukaryota, Viridiplantae, Streptophyta, Magnoliopsida, Brassicales, Brassicaceae.
UUCAACGAUUAAUCACAAUUCUGGGAAAGAAAAAAAGAAAAAAAACGUUUCUGUCCACCUUUUGAUUCCUUUCUCCUUUGAAUCCUGCCCGUGAAUCUAAGUUCAUUGUCCGGUACGGUGAGAGACGUUCUCUACAGGUAAAAUUGAGACGGUUGAUAUUUCCAUUCUCUCUUAAAGAUUCUAAAUGCCGGUUUGAUGAGAUUCUUGUUUGGUGUGAUCAGUAUUUUUUUGUGAUUGUAUUAUGUGAUUUUUGUAUGCUCGCUCCAUUGAUCGAUUCUUGACUUUCUAUAAAAGGAUCUUCGUUUUAGGUUUUUGUUUUUGCCUCAAAACCCUAUUUAAUAAUGUCUGAAAUGUUUCUUUGGUCUAAUUCUGAUCUGCUGUAAUUGAAAUUUUGAUUGGUUCAUUCAACAGUUUUGUUGGUUUUGAUUAGAGAGAUAAAAGAGAUUUUGAGGAUUUUCACAACAGAACAUUUGCUGUCUGAUGGAGCAAUUCAGACAAAUCGGCGAAGUUCUUGGAAGUCUUAAUGCACUUAUGGUAUUACAAGAUGAUAUCUUGAUCAACCAAAGACAAUGCUGUCUCUUGUUAGAUAUCUUCAGUUUAGCUUUCAACACCGUUGCAGAAGAGAUCAGACAGAAUCUCAAGCUUGAAGAGAAGCAGACUAAAUGGAGAGCUCUUGAACAACCUUUAAGGGAGCUUUACAGAGUUUUCAAAGAAGGUGAGUUGUACGUUAAGCAUUGUAUGGACAGUAGUGACUGGUGGGGCAAAGUUAUCAAUCUUCAUCAAAACAAAGAUUGUGUUGAGUUUCAUAUACACAACUUGUUCUGUUAUUUCUCUGCCGUUGUUGAAUCCAUCGAGGCCGCUGGGGAGAUUUCUGGUUUUGACCCUUCUGAGAUGGACAGAAGGAGAGUUGUGUUCUCAAGAAAGUAUGAUAUAGAGUGGAAUGAUCCUAAGCUGUUUCAAUGGAGGUUUGGGAAACAGUACUUGGUACCAAGGGAUAUUCUCAGCCGGUUUGAGAAUUCUUGGAGAGAAGAUAGAUGGAAUCUGGUGGAGGCAUUACAACAGAAGAGGAAAUCAGACAGCGAUGAUAUUGGCAAAACCGGGAAGCGUUUAGCUGACUUGCUUUUAAAGAAGUUAACUGGUUUGGAGCAGUUUAACGGGAAACUGUUUCCAAGCUCUAUACUUCUUGGUUCAAAAGACUACCAGGUGAAGAGACGGUUAGAUGCAGAUGGACACUACAAGGAGAUUCAAUGGCUAGGUGAUCGCUUUGCACUAAGGCACUUUUUCAGCGAUCUUGAGCCGCUAAGUUCUGAGAUUUCAUCUCUUUUAGCGCUUUGUCAUUCUAAUAUACUUCAGUACCUAUGUGGAUUCUAUGAUGAAGAAAGGAAAGAAUGUUUCUUGGUUAUGGAGCUGAUGCACAAAGAUUUGCAGAGUUACAUGAAAGAGAACUGCGGACCAAGAAGAAGAUAUCUCUUCUCGGUACCAGUAGUGAUUGAUAUCAUGCUGCAAGUUGCAAGGGGAAUGGAGUAUCUCCAUGGAAACGAUAUCUUCCAUGGAGAUUUAAACCCUAUGAACAUUCUUUUGAAAGAGAGGAGCCAUACUGAUGGUUAUUUCCAUGCGAAAAUCUCUGGAUUUGGUUUAUCUUGUGUCAAAGCUCAGUCUUCUCGGUCAUCCUCGAGACCAGGCACUCCUGAUCCUGUGAUAUGGUACGCACCUGAAGUUCUAGCAGAGAUGGAGCAAGACCUGAAUGGUAAAACUCCUAAAUCCAAGUUGACGCAUAAAGCUGAUGUAUAUAGCUUUGGAAUGGUGUGUUUUGAGCUCAUAACAGGUAAAGUUCCAUUUGAAGAUAGUCAUCUUCAAGGUGAACAAAUGGCCAUUAACAUUAGGAUGGGAGAGAGACCUCUAUUCCCAUUCCCUUCACCAAAAUACCUCGUUAGUCUUAUUAAACGGUGUUGGCACUCAGAACCGAGUCAGCGUCCUAACUUCUCUUCGGUUUGUCGGAUACUACGUUACUUCAAGAAGUUCCUGGUUGUGAAUCCAGAUCAUGGUCAUCCUCAAAUGCAAACUCCACUAGUUGAUUGUUGGGAUUUAGAAGCAAGGUUCUUGAGAAAGUUCCCAGGUGAUGUAGGGUCUCACACGGCGUCCGUGAACCUAAUCCCUUUCCAACUAUACUCAUACCGGGUUCUGGAAAGAGAGAAGAUGAAUCCAAACACAAAAGAAGGCUUAGAGGGAAGUAGUGAAUCUGAAAGCGUUUCAGUUGUUGAAGAUCCACCCAAUGCCAUGAUUACAAGAGAUACAAAGUCAUUGUGUUUAGAUACAAUAUCUGAAUACUCAGAUACAAGAUCAGUCUACUCAGAAGCUCCCAUCAAAAAGGUCUCAGGUUUAAAGAAGAGCGGCGAAAUGGCAAAGCUCAGAAAAAGUCCAAGCUUAGGUUCAGAGAAGUUGAGAUCCACAGGAACUUCACCGGUAAAAGCAAGAUCAUCGCCAAAAGCAUCACCAUUGAGUCCAUUUGGAAGAAGCAUCAAAGCAAGGAAAGAUAAUAGAUUGCCUAUGAGUCCAAUGAGUCCUCUAAGCCCAGGAAUACGUAGACAACAAACUGGUCAUGCUUCAGAUUCUGAGCUUACUUAGCUUUUCAUCAAAAAUAGAGAAGAAGAAGGAGAAGAUCCAUGAAAAAGCAGAGGACAUAGUUUUUUGGUCAGUAUUCAAAGCAGAGUUCGUAGUUUCAUACAUGAAAAAAAAAACACGAAAUCGAAAACAAUGAGAUAUUUGUAUACAAUUUGUGGUUAAUAUUUAGAGAUUUUGUCUUCAAGAUAUGGUUUAUUUGGUAGUGGAAGUUUGGAACUAGACUCAUAUUGUGGGGCCAAGAGUGAAUUUUCAAGAUUCAAA